AUGACUGCUCUACAGCUUCAGACCGCUGAUAACCGGGUGCAAGGCCGCUUAGCCCUGGUGACUGGAUCAAGUGGCGGAAUCGGAUCAGCUUGCGCGAGGGCCUUGGCUGCCGACGGAUGUGAUGUUGCACUGCACUAUUCUUCAAGUCAGGAAAAAGCAGAAUCCUUGGCGCGCGAACUUACAGACAAGCACCCUUCGCAGCUGUUUGUAACUGUAUCCGCAGAUCUGUCUGUUCGUGACUCGACGCGAACACUGGUCGACAGAGUCUUGGCACAGGAAAAAGUCGCUGAGAAGCAUAACGCAAUCUCAAUCUUGGUUGCCAACGCCGGUUUGGGGCGUCGAAUUCGCGACAUCAAGGACAUUGGGGAAGACGACUGGGAUGAGAUGAUCGAGGUCAACACCCGUAGUCAAUUUGUCGUGACGAAAGCUUGCCUGCCGGGAAUGCGAAAGCAAGGAUGGGGUCGCGUCAUUUUGAUUGGAAGCAUCGCAAGCCGGGGCAGUGGUCUCAACGGCUGCCAUUAUGCUGCUUCAAAGGGUGCUCUUUGCUCAAUGGGUUUAAACCUGGCUACCAUAUUGGCGCCAGAGGGUGUCACUGUGAAUAUUGUGUUGCCCGCGAUGAUCGGGUCUACUGGAAUGAUCCCGGCUCCAAAACAGACGACAUGGAAUGAAGACUGCAAUCUGCAGAGCAUGAUGGCGACAGAUCCGGGCCUGGCUAUUGCUGGCAGCAUCCCGGUGCACCGCUUAGGCCUGCCGAACGAAGUUUCCAGCGUCGUUUCAAUUGAUUCCAAUGGAUUGCCCGGAUGUCCUCCGUGUCGGAGAUGCGUUGAAGAACGCCGGGAAUGCAUUCUGGCGAAAUCAAGACGCGGUGGUCGCCGGGUCCGAGGGAGUAAGUCUUCAGGACAACGUGACAAACCCCAGCCACCGAAUGAUCACGGCCACGACGCCAGCUUCGUCCGGGAAGACGACGCUUCCAACGAGGAUAACGAUCAUGCCGACUCGUUACCGCCCGGUAACCGGAGACCAUCGGAUGUAUUAGAGCACUGGCAGUCUCCACCGCCGGCGGCAGGGUGGCCCGGGGAUGCAUCUGGCGCCAUGCAAGAACGGCCUCCGCUGGGAGGAAGCUCAGAUGGACUCGAGGGCCGCAUUACGUCUGGAGAUCUCCUGAACCCAUCUGAUGCGUUAGAUCUACUUGCUCAGGUAGCUGAUCUCGACACUCAUGAACGCGGUGGCCCAUCUAGAUCCACAGGAGACAGCACGAAUGCCCAGGGAAUCCCAGUGGACACGAUCGGCUCAGCAGCCCAAUACCCACCUAUAUCAGAAGGCAUCUUGCCCCUCUCACAGGUUGCUGUGCUCGUUCAGCACUAUCACGACCACUUCCACCCGUUCUACCCGAUUGCAUACAAGUCCAUUUUUGACGGAGAAGAUGUGUCGGAAUGGAUUGAGAAGGAAGAACAUCUCCUGACAGCUAUUCUGACCGUUGCUUCUAAAGAUGACCCAACCUGGGCCCUCGUCCACGAGGCAUGUUCCCGCCACAUGGAGAGUCUCAUGUCCAAAUUAAUAUACACCGGCUCUACCACCGUCGGCGCCGUGGAAGCCAUGCUCAUUCUUGCCGAAUGGGUUCCUCAGCAUCCGCAAGAGAACGCCGUGAUCGGCUGUGGCAAAGAAGAUCAGGGUGCGUGGAUGCUAGUCGGUGUCGCUAUCAGACUUGGGUAUCUCCAAAGGCUAGAACAGACUGGAUUGCUCCAGGACAAGGACUAUCAAUCGCAAAACUUCAGCCGCAAACGAAUUGCCUGGGCAGCAUGUUACAUGAGCGAUCGUCAAGUCUCCAUCCGACUCGGCAAGGGGUUUUGGUCUCGUGGACCUGGCCCAUCCACCAACCUGCGCGCCGCCGACUUUCCCUCUUUGAAAGCACAGAAGCUUGGGUCCGACGAUCUCGCGCUGCUAUUUCAAGCGCAUCUGGAAUUGACACAACUGUUCAGUAAUGCUCAUGAUAUCCUCUACUCCUCCACGAGCCAUAGGGAACAGUUGUAUGUUGGAGGGGAAUACGUGAGAUACAUUGAUGAUUUCUCCUCCGUCCUUCGAAAAUGGAAGCUCUCAUGGGGUGGUUUAAGCUCGACAAUAAACCGGGCCAUGGCGAGGGCCCGAUCAGCAUCACCAAACACCGCGCCCAUCAUCGGACCACUAUUCUCAGACUUGGCUGCCGCUCCUGACGCACGAUUCAUUUACGAGUCGAUUGAUGCCGCUAAUUCACUACUUGGCACAUUGAACAGCUUCAUCGACCCUGUGAUGGGUCUGAAGUACAUGCCACUCAAGUAUUAUUUAUACGUCAUCUAUGCAGCGGUUUUCCUGUUUAAGGCCAGAUUAGCUGGGGCAAUUAAUGCUUCCGAUACAACUGGAAUGCGCCGCGCCAUCCAUGAGACUAUCACUCGGCUCCAGAAGACGUCUGAUAAUCCCCAAAGCGUAGGCCAUCGCUACGCCCGAUCUCUCCGCUUACUCUGGCGUAAGUUGAUGGGGAGACCGAUACACCCAGCGGAUACAAGAAGAACAUCAAUUGGAGACCCAUCUGCCAUGGCCCUUGCGUCCGCACCUGUGCAACCGAGGAUCGAUUGUGGCGACUGGACUGCGGAGCUAGAGAGUCUGAAUGGGUUCUCAUGGAGGGACCUGGAUUCUCUCGGGCAGUAUAUCGCUAACAAUGGAACUUUGAGCACAAUGGAUGGUGCUCUAACAAGUCCAGAGAUGAAUUCAGAUCAAGGAACCGGGGGAAUAGAUGACUUGACUGCCGGAUUCUGGUAUGAUAACCUAUGGUCUGGGAACAAUAUUAUAUUCUAA
Molecule: messenger RNA, 2829 nt
Organism: Ilyonectria robusta
Lineage: Eukaryota; Fungi; Ascomycota; Sordariomycetes; Hypocreales; Nectriaceae
Product: fungal-specific transcription factor
Exons: 12
Coding region: 1-2829 (942 amino acids)
Biological process (GO): DNA-templated transcription
Cellular component (GO): nucleus
Molecular function (GO): zinc ion binding; DNA-binding transcription factor activity, RNA polymerase II-specific; DNA binding
Source: RefSeq, a predicted model, not a curated record